GAACUUCGCAGGAUCGUCCCACGUUAGACAACGCAACACGCGCAAAUAACAAUUGUUAUUGCCCCUAUUGUUCCCGCCUCUGCUUCGGGCAACCAACCUCUCCCUAGUGGUGUUUGCACGCCUCGGACCACUCCCCCCUACGCAUGCGCCUCCGCCUGCGACGGGCCAACCCUGCUUCCAGCGCGGAGCCUCACCUAUAAUCCGAACAAAGGCAUUCGAUACACACUUUCUGCACCACAUAUGGCUUCAAGUACGUCUGGACUCACGCGCCGGAGAGGGGGGGCCGCUGGAAACAACAAUGGAGAAGAGGAUGGCAGUCGGGUCAGCUCGCCUGGGCCUAGGAGGAUCGACGACCGCACGCCAGAAACCUCAUAUGAGAGCACCGCCAAUGGCCACAAGAUUGCGUUCGACCCGCGGGAUAUUAGUGAAAGCGCGGAAAGAAAUAAGCAACCGAAACUGACGCUGAUGGAGGAAGUUAUUCUCAUGGGGUUGAAGGAUAAGCAGGGAUAUCUCUCAUUCUGGAACGACAAUAUAUCGUAUGCGCUCAGAGGGUGCAUCGUGAUUGAGUUGGCUUUCAGGGGCCGUAUCAGCAUGCAAAAGGACCCUUCAAGACGGCGGUUCCAGCUCGCCGACCGCGUUAUCGAGGUUAUCGAUGAUACCAUGACCGGGGAGGUACUGCUGGAUGAGACGCUGAAGAUGAUGAAGUCGAGCGAGAAGAUGAGUGUCAAUUCCUGGAUUGACCUUCUCAGUGGCGAGACGUGGAACCUUAUGAAGAUUGGCUAUCAGCUUAAACAGGUGCGUGAGCGGUUGUGUAAAGGUCUUGUGGAUAAGGGUAUCUUGCGCACAGAGAAGAAGAACUUUUUGCUAUUUGAUAUGGCCACUCAUCCCGUUGCGGAUGGUGGGGCAAAAGAAGAGAUACGGCGGCGAGUAAGGAACGUUCUCACGAGUCGCACGGUCGUUCUCCCUGCCAGUCAAUUCCUCCCAGAGGAGAUGGAAUUCAGAUACCUACGAACGAUAGCGAUGGUAUGCGCCGCAUAUGCGGCCAACGUCCUCGAGAAUGCUCUCACCACUCUCGGACAUGAAGCUAGGGAACGAGCGUUCGCGCAGGUGGAUGAGCUCCUCGCCGAGUACUCGCAAUGGCCGUUCGCACGGCGGCCAGGAGGUGCUGGUGGUGUCGGUGCGAACCUCAGCCAGGUGGUCAAUGAAGAAGUCAACCGCAACAAAGACAAGGAGUUGCAGCUUGAGGUGGUCGCCGCCUGCCUGAGUGUCUUUACGAGGCUGGAUUCGUUGCUGUGAAGGACGGUAUUAAGAGCAGAGCUUAUGGACAUUCUGGCGUGAAGGCCGGUUUGUGAAGACCGGCUUGGGGCUGUACCGAUCUUGUCGUCAAGUGUCCUCGGUCUACGGCAGCAUUGGACACGCAGACGGGAUCGGCUGGCGGUUGAGAGGGGCCCACUGCACCAGUGAAACUGGUGCGUCAAUGAGCAGGCACGGGUACUCUGGACAGCUUCUGGGACUUCAUUUUUCUCGUUGAUAUCAUCGUGUGUUCCUGUUUCAAUUUCUCGUUCAAAACUCUCGUCGGUGACAAGGCGUCUGGCCCGGUUUUUCAACGGCCGUGGUACCUGGGAAUUGACUUCUGGCUUUUCUGCGGAAAAUGGACGUACGUUGCAAAAACUGUCAGUUGUGAUUGGCAAACAGAAGCGCUUGCUGCUACUGAAGCGUUGACCUAUUACCGUAAUACCUAUAUACUCUAGAUGUUAUAUCCAGGACUAUUGUGUGCAUA
This is a messenger RNA of Westerdykella ornata, 1780 nucleotides long. RefSeq names its product Golgi phospho protein 3. Gene Ontology annotation, molecular function: phosphatidylinositol-4-phosphate binding. Lineage: Eukaryota; Fungi; Ascomycota; Dothideomycetes; Pleosporales; Sporormiaceae. The transcript is spliced from 4 exons. The record is from RefSeq and is a predicted model, not a curated record. Gene Ontology annotation, cellular component: Golgi cisterna; cytosol; trans-Golgi network. Bases 241 to 1296 code for a protein of 351 amino acids. Gene Ontology annotation, biological process: Golgi organization; Golgi to plasma membrane protein transport; Golgi vesicle budding.